Molecule: messenger RNA, 7552 nt
Organism: Ipomoea nil (Japanese morning glory)
Lineage: Eukaryota; Viridiplantae; Streptophyta; Magnoliopsida; Solanales; Convolvulaceae
Product: MAG2-interacting protein 2
Exons: 11
Coding region: 1-7254 (2417 amino acids)
Biological process (GO): retrograde vesicle-mediated transport, Golgi to endoplasmic reticulum
Cellular component (GO): endoplasmic reticulum membrane; Dsl1/NZR complex
Molecular function (GO): SNARE binding
Source: RefSeq, a predicted model, not a curated record
AUGGAGGGAACAGAAAAGAGAGAAGUCCUCUUCGAGACUCGUCGUCACGCUUCCAGGCCUUACACUUCCAAUUAUCCUCCUACAAUCACACAUCAGCAGCAACAGCUGAACGGAGGUUCUAGAGGAAGUUUCCUCUCGAGAUUGCUCCCUUCGCGAGGUAUUGCCCAACUUAAGGAGAAAUGGAGCAACUACAAGCAUCCAAGAAGAUUAAGGAAAAGUGCAUCCCUGUUUGUUUCCCCUGGGGGUGAUCUUGUCGCUGUAGCUUCUAGGAAUCAGAUAACAAUAUUGAGGAAGGAGGAUGACUACCAGGAACCUUGUGGGAUUUUUACCUGUGAAAACAAUGCUACGUUUAUGUUUGGGGUUUGGGCAGAGACUCAUGAUGUUAUUGGUGUUGUUGAUGAUGCUGACAUGCUUUAUCUAAUUAGAGCUAACGGUGAAGAAAUAACCAGAAUACCAAAGAGAUACUUAAAAGUUUCAUCGCCAAUAAUAGGCUUAAUUGUGCAAGAUGAUAUUAAUGUGAAGGCAUCAUGCUUGUGUACAUUUAGUGUGUUCACUUCAGAUGGUUCAGUUCAUGAUGUUGAGAUCAGUCAAGAUCCUAGUGCUUCAGUUUUCUCUGGAGUUGCCUCAACCAGUGACUCAAUGAAGAAGCAGCAGUUCCCUCAGCAUGUUGUCUGCCUGGAUUACCAUCCAAAACUGUCUUUGUUAGCUGUAGUAAACUAUGCUGGUAGUACACAAUCAGCAUCUAAUGGAUUGUACAGUGUUUCUCUCUGGCAGAAAAACAGGAACUUAGACCUAAAACUGGUGGCUUCUGCUCAAUUUGAGGGCUCAAAUUUCAUAGCAAAAGGAAAUGUAGAUGAAUUAGCACUGCCAAAGGUGCGAAUUUCGGUGCAAGGAAAAUCUGUUGCUAUUCUGGAUGUGGAAGGAUCUUUGGUUGCUUUUAAAUUUGAUAAUGAACACCAUUCUCUCUCAUUUACUCCUGGAGAGGGACAUGACUCAGAUAUAAUAAACAGUGAGCUAAAGAAACACUUGAAUAAGAUAGUGGAUUUUGCCUGGUGGUCUGAUGAUAUUCUUACCAUAGCGGCACGGAAUGGUAUUAUCACCAUGUUUGACAUGUAUGCUGGUGUUAAGUUAUUAGAGACUGAUACUAAAUAUUUGCUACCCCUUUUGGAAAGAUCACAGCAUCUCGCUGGAAAUCUUUUUCUAUUAGAGAGUAAGUCAUCUGCGGGGAGCUAUGACUUGUCUGAAGAAAGUGCUACAAGUGUGCAUCUCAUUGAACGGGAUGCUGUUGAUAUGAAUAACCAAUUUGAUUGGACCAAACUGGGUUGGACCUUGGUUUCCUUUUCUGAACGAUCUAUUCUAGAAAUGUAUGACAUACUAAUUGCUCAACAAGAGUACCAGGCUGCUCUCCAAUUUGCAGAACGCCAUGGGCUGGAUAAAGAUGAGGCACUGAAGUCACAGUGGCUGCAUUCUUCCCAUGGAAUAAAUGAGAUAAGGACAUUGCUUGCAAAUAUCAAGGAUAAAGUUUUUGUACUCUCUGAAUGUGUUGAUCAAUUUGGACCAACGGAAGAUGCAGUAAGGGCUCUACUUGAUCAUGGGUUCCGCCUAACAGACUCGUACCGGUUUUCCCAGUCUGAGGGUAUUGAGCAGGAUGAGAUUUGGGAUUUCCGUCUGACAAGGCUCAGAUUGUUGCAUCUCAAGGACAGGCUAGAGACAUUUCUUGGCAUAAACACUGGCAGGUUUUCUGUGCAGGAGUACACGAAAUUUUGUAAUCUGUCCAUCAAGGAAGCUGCCAUUGGACUUGGAGAAAGUGGAAAGAUUGGGGCACUAAACCUUCUCUUCAAACGCCAUCCUUAUUCUUUGACUUCUUGUAUGUUGGAUGUCUUAUCUGCUAUCCCUGAAACUAUUCCAGUUCAAACAUAUGGACAGCUACUUCCUGGGAGUUCUCCUCCUCCAAAUAUUACUCUAAGGGAAAAAGAUUGGGUUGAAUGUUUUGAGAUGGUUGCUUUUAUCAACAAACUCCCUGAGAAUCAUGAGAGCAAUAUUCAAAUCAGAACUGAACCAAUUAUCAAGCAAUCUAUGGGGUAUCAAUGGCCUUCAAUUACUGAACUAUCUUCAUGGUAUAAAAAUAGAGCCAGAGAUAUUGAUAACUUUAGUGGGCAGCUAGAUAAUUGCAUCUCCUUAAUUGACUUUGCUUGUCGGAAAGGCAUUCAUCAGCUGAAACCAUUUUUAGAGGACAUCUCAUACUUAAAUGAACUUAUUUAUAGUAAUGAAGAUGAAGACGCGAUGAAUUUGUCAAUGAGCCUUGCAACAUGGGAAAACUUAUCUGAUUAUGAAAGGUUCAAGUUGAUGCUAGUUGGGGUUAACGAGGAAAAUGUUAUUCGAAGAUUACAUAAUAAAGCAAUCCCAUUCAUGAAGAAGAGGUUGCACUCUAUGACUGUGGUUUCCAGAGAUGAGGAGCAACCCUCCACUUUAGUUAACUCAUCUGAGUCUUUUCUGGUUAGAUGGCUGAAAGAUAUUGCUUCGCAAAAUAAAUUAGAGAUGUGCUUAAUUGUGAUUGAAGAGGGAUGUAAGGAGAUUCAUAAUAAUUGUUAUUUCAUAGAUGAUGCUGAACUGGUAGAUUGUGCUUUGCAGUGCAUAUACCUGUGCUCUGUUACAGAUAGAUGGAGUACUAUGGCUUCCAUCUUGUCUAAACUUCCAAAUACAGGAGAGUUUGAUGAUGCACGUCUCAAGGAACGACUUAGACUUGCAGAAGGUCAUGUUGAAGCAGGAAGGCUUUUCGCAUAUUACCAGGUUCCAAAGCCUAUAAGCUUUUUCCUUGGAGCAGAUUCAGAUGGAAAGGGAAUAAAGCAGAUCCUUCGUCUUAUACUAUCCAAAUUUAUUCGUCGCCAACCAGUUCAAAUAGAUAAUGAUUGGGCAAAUAUGUGGCGUGAUUUACAAUAUCUUCAAGAGAAGGCAUUUCCCUUCAUAGACCUGGAAUAUGUCUUGGUAGAGUUCUGCAGGGGAUUGCUGAAAGCAGGAAAAUUUUCACUUGCUAGGAGCUAUUUGCGGGGUGCUGGUUCAGUAUCUUUGGCAACUGAUAAAGCAGAGAAUCUUGUCAUUCAAGCGGCACGGGAGUAUUUCUUCUCAGCAUCAAGUCUUUCGUGUUCUGAAAUCUGGAAGGCUAAGGAAUGUCUUAACAUCUUUCCAAACAAUAGAAGUGUGAUUGCUGAGGCUGAUAUCAUCGAUGCUGUUACUGUUAAACUUCCAAGUCUUGGAGUGAACCUCUUGCCAAUGCAAUUCAAGCAAAUCAAAGAUCCAAUGGAAAUCAUCAAGUUGGCAAUUACAAGUCAUAGUGGAGCUUAUCUGAAUGUUGAUGAAAUUAUUGAUAUAGCCAAACUUCUUGGGCUGAGUUCCCAGGAUGACAUAUCAGCUGUGCAAGAAGCUAUUGCAAGAGAAGCUGCAGUUGUUGGGGAUCUUCAAUUGGCUUUUGAUCUUUGUCUUAUUUUGGCCAAAAAGGGGCAUGGCUCUGCAUGGGAUUUAUGUGCAGCACUGGCAAGAGGUCCUGCUCUAGAUAAUAUGGAUAUUAGUUCUCGAAAACGACUGUUAGGUUUUGCUUUGAGUCACUGUGAUGGAGAAUCGAUUGGUGAGCUACUACAUGGAUGGAAGGAUCUUGAUAUUCAAGGCCAGUGUGAAUCUUUAAUAAUAAUGACAGGAAAAGAGCCUCAACCAAUCUCAGUUCAGGAUUCUUCCUAUCCUCUUCAUGGUGGCAAUAGAGUUGAGGAUAUCAGUUUAUUUGGUCAGGAUGCACAACUGAACCACAUAAAAGAUUUCCUUGUUCAGGUGGCAAAAGAUUUACAUCUAGAGGGUGAUGUUGGUCUUGAAUCAAUCCUUAGAGACAAUGGAAAAAUAUUAUCCUUUGCUGCUAUGCAGCUUCCUUGGUUGCUUGAACUAAGUCAAGUUGCUGGAAGUGGUAAGAAAUUCCUAUCAGGCUCUGUUUCUGGGAAGCAAUAUAUCAGUGUAAGGACACAAGCAAUAGUUGCUAUUUUGUCCUGGUUGGCAAGGAAUGGUUUUGCUCCAAAGGAUACUUUGGUUGCAUCUUUAGCUAAGUCAAUUAUGGAACCUCCUGUAACUGAAGAGGAAGACAUCAUAGGGUGCUCCUAUUUGUUAAAUCUUGUUGACUCCUUAAAUGGAGUGGGGAUAAUUGAAGAAAACUUGAGAACUAGGGAGAAUUAUAGUGAAAGAACUAGCAUUAUGAAUGUUGGGAUGAUUUAUGGUCUAGUAAACAACAGUGGAGCCAAGUCUGACGAACCUGCUCAAAGGAGAGAGCUGAUUCUAAGGAAUUUCCAACAGAAAAAUAAACCAAUCAAGUCAGAUGAAAGAGACAGAAUAGACAAAGCACAAUCCACAUUCUGGAAAGCAUGGAAACUGAAAUUAGAAGAACAGAAGCGUUUGGCAGACCAUUCAAGGGUUUUGGAACAAAUAAUUCCUGGUGUUGAAGCCACACGCUUUUUGUCUGGAGACACAGGCUACAAGGAGAGUGCCAUUCUAUCACUAAUUGAGUCUGUAAAACUGGAGAAGAAACAUAUUUUCAAGGAUGUAUCAAAUUUGGCACACACCUAUGGCUUAGAUCGAUGCAAGUUGAUCCUGCAUUACCUGAAGUCCAUAUUUCUUUCUGAGGCUUGGAGCGUUCAUGAUAUAAUUGCUGAAGUGUCAGAAUUUAAAGGAGAUCUGUGUGGUUGUGCUGUGGAAACUGUUAAAUGUUUUUCGUGGUCUAUCUACCCUUCACUUAAUGGGUAUGACAAGGAUCGGCUUGCUCUUAUGUAUAGCAUACUCUCUGACUGCUACUCACGGUUCACAGAACUAAAAGAACUACCACCCAUUAUGGAGCAAGAUUUUGUGUGUAGAACUUCUACUUGGUUUGCUCGCUUUUACAAGGUUGCUGAACAAGAAUGCAAUAGAGUGUCUUCUAUUAUGGGCUUAAAUUUUAAAAACAUUGCUGGAAUGCAAGGUUUGAAUUUAGAUUGCUUCAAUACUGAAGUCUGUGCACACAUAAAUGAAAAUAAUGUUGAUCUUUUGGCCAAGAUGGUUCAGAACCUUCUUGAUGUUUGUGAAGAUCCAGUGCCUGAUGGCUUCUUGUCAUGGCAGGAUGUCUAUGGACACCAUAUACUGGGUUUGCUGACAGCUUUGGAGACUAAAGGGAAAUCAGAAACUGAUCUUGAAAGCUCUGAAAAUAUACAUGACUUUCUGACUGAGCUUGAGCAGACCUAUGAUAUUUGCAGAAAGUAUCUCAAAUUCAUUUCCACCCCUUCUUUUAUUGACAUAACAAGGCGAUUCUUGACUGUGAUAGUGCCUGCUGUGAAAUGUUUGAAGCCUGAGUUUUGCAAUCCAGGCUGGCAGGUAUGCCUUGUCAUGUUUGUGGAUAUCUGGCUGAGAAUUCUGAAUGAUAUGCUGGAAAUUGCAUUCCUUGAAACUUCAUCUGAGAAGUUUGUUUCAGAAUGUCUAGUGAUAUGCCUUAAAACUUUUCGGAGCCUUGUUGUCCAAGAAAAAAUCUCACCAAGUCAGGGUUGGGUUACAGUUUUAUGUCUUCUUAGCUAUGGUCUUGUAUCUGAUGUUGCUGAAGAGAUCUAUAAUUUCUGCAGAGCUAUGAUACUCUCUGGCUGUGGGUUUGAAGCCAUUUCAGAUGUAUUUGCUGAGGCAAUAACACAGAACCUAUGUGAAAGAACAUUGAUCACAAAUGCGCACAAAGGUUUUACUGGUACACAGGAUCUUCAACAGCUCUAUCUAAUUAUCUUGAAUACCAUGUUACAAGAGUUGGCUAGCCAAUCCCUUGAGUAUCAGUGCCUACAUCACUUUUUGUCAUCUUUGAGCAGACUGGAAGGUGAUUUAGUGACCCUAAAGAGCAUAAGGCAGGCAGUAUGGGACAGAAUGGCUGAAUUUUCAGACAACAUAGAGCUUCCAAGCCAUGUUCGAGUUUACAUUUUGGAACUCAUGCAAUUCGUUGCAGCCUCUACUAGACAUAUGAAAGGGUUUUCUUCUGAGUUUCAGGCCAGUGUUCUUCCUUGGGAAGGCUGGGAGAAUAUGCAAAGUGCAAAUGCAAGUAGCAAGAAGCCAGUCGAUGAUGGGAUUCCAAACAGAGCAGAUGCAUCUAGCAGUCUCACGAACACUUUGGUUGCACUCAGGUCUACACAGUUGGUAUCGGCUAUCUCACCAAGCAUUGAGGUUACACCAGAAGAUCUUCUGACUGUUGAAGCAGCUGUGUCAUGCUUCGUUAAAAUUUGUUCAUCUGCUGUAUCCAUAUCCCAUGUUCACACUUUGCUAGAUAUUUUGAGAGAGUGGGAGGGUCUCUUCUCUGGUGGAAAGGUGGAAGCAGACUCGGGUGAUGUAUCUGAUGGUGGAAAUAGUUGGGGAAAUGAUGACUGGGAUGAGGGAUGGGAAAGCUUUCAGGAGGAUCUUGUUCAGCCAGAACCAAAGAAAGAUGAUGAUGCUUCUUUCUCUAUUCAUCCCCUGCAUGUGUGUUGGAUGGAGAUCUUCAAAAAACUACUAAUGCUGUCUCAGUUCCAGGAUAUGUUGAAAUUGAUUGACCAAUCCAAUGCAAAGAGUAAUGAAGUAUUGAUAGAUGAGGAUGGUGCUCGUAGUUUGAGCCAAAUUGCACUUGACAUAGACUACUUUCUAUCACUCAAACUGAUGCUUCUAUUUCCUUACAAAGCAGUGCAGUUGCAGUGCUUGGAUGUGGUUGAGCACAAGUUGAAACAUGAAGGCAUAUCUGAUAAAAUCAGAAGGGACCAUCAGUUUUUAGUUCUUGUUUUAUCAUCGGGAGUCAUCUCAACUAUCAUCACCAAUUCUUCUUAUGGCACAGUUUUCUCAUGCAUUUGCUAUAUGGUGGGGAACCUCUCACGUCAGUGCCAGGAGUCCCAGUCAUCUAAGAUUGCAAGUGGAGGGUCUGUUGAAGGUGACAACAUAAAAGACAUGCUUGUUUUUACAAAACUUGUGCUUCCAUGUUUUAUAUCAGAGCUUGUGAGUGCAGAGCAGCAGAUCCUAGCAGGACUUCUAGUCACUAAAUUCAUGCACACAAAUGCUUCAGUAAGUUUACUUAACAUUGCAGGGGCUAGUCUUAGAAAGUAUUUGGAAUCACAGAUCCAAAUUCUUCCAGGCAUUGAGUCCUCUUGGGAUAACACACAUUGUUCUGAAUUGUUAGUGAGCACUUUAUCCAGUUUGAAGGGUAAACUGGGAAGCUUGAUGCAGUCCUCAUUGUCGUUGCUUCCAGUUGAUGGUUAAUGAAAAACCUUUGAGUUUGUUCUUUCAUUUUUGUCUUCUUCCCAUUCUUGGAAUUCAAUAGAGGAACAUUUUCCUGAACAGGUUUUUUCUUUAUGGAGGUCUGUGUAGAAGGAACGAAAUAUGUGUAUACUUUUAUGCUAGGGGUGGAAAGGUAAUAGAGGAGCAAUCAAUGUAUUCUUUUGUAUUGCUUAAAUGUAUUUUUACAUAGGACAUGUCUGCACCGACUGGACAAUCAUAGAUGGGAUGUAAUUUACCCAAACUUUUUCUCUUUUAAAAGCCCCAUUAGAUUACUGGACUA